GGGGUUCUUAUACCAGCGAAUUUAGCUCUGAAUUUCUUUGUAUUAGGUGAAUUGUUAAAAUCUCAAUUCUAUAUUUUUCUACAUUAAGCAGUGCGAAUUUCACACUAGAUCGUCAAUUCUGUUUCUCAAUGGUCUUUGUGGUGCAUGCAUAGAAAAAAGUUAGUUAUCUGUUCUGAUUUCCUCUGUUUUUGAUCCAGACAAAUCUUUGGUAUUGAUUGGUUGUUCAGUAGAGAUGGUAAUAAAAACAGUUGAAUUGCUGAAAGGCUUUGCAUCUCAUGAAGAGAUUAUGGAGAUUCUUGCCACAGUGGCUGCAGAUUUGGGGGAUGUCAUCGAUGUGAGUUUCUUGCAGGUCAAACCUUUGAAGGGAGCAAUGACUAAUGAGGUUUUCGAGAUAAACUUGCCAGCCAAAAGUGAUGGCCAUCUCAGAAGGGUUCUAGUCCGAUUAUACGGCGAAGGUGUUGAGGUUUUCUUCAACAGGGAGGAUGAAAUCCAAACUUUUGAGAGCAUUUCAAAGCACGGUCAGGGUCCACGCCUUCUUGGCUGGUUCGCCACUGAUCGAGUUGAGGAGUUCAUUCAUGCCAGAUUCCAUGUGAUCAGAACUUGAACUGAAACCUGUUGGAAAAAGGUGAGAAGCUUGGAGCAGCUGAACGGAAAUCUCCUUCUUGAACUUGUAAGAACUUUGGUUUAUUUGUUUUGAUUAAAAAAGAUAUAUAGAGGAUGGAAAGAAAUGAAUUAAUGAUUUAAUAAGUUUUGAUUAAUAAUUUUUCUGAAAAGAUUCUGUUUACAAUGAACUAGAUUCUAAUCCAACAGGAAGUGGAUGUGAUUCAGAAGAAGCUGCUGUUGAGGAAUCUAAUGGGAAUAAGGAUGCUAUGGACCUUGAGAUUCGUUCAAGAGGGAAUGUGGUGGGGAAACUA
Arachis ipaensis is the source of this 914-nucleotide messenger RNA. RefSeq names its product putative choline kinase 2. Lineage: Eukaryota; Viridiplantae; Streptophyta; Magnoliopsida; Fabales; Fabaceae. Gene Ontology annotation, biological process: phosphatidylethanolamine biosynthetic process; phosphatidylcholine biosynthetic process. Gene Ontology annotation, cellular component: cytoplasm. The record is from RefSeq and is a predicted model, not a curated record. Gene Ontology annotation, molecular function: choline kinase activity; ethanolamine kinase activity.